AAUGUAUAUAGUGAAAUGUGUAGUUAUCAAGGAAAGUAAACACUGUAAAACGUUUAUUGUUAAGGAGGGUCGGCAUACCUUGUGACGGUAGCAUAGGUUCAUUUUAUUAAAGCUUUGAGAUAAGAGGUAUACGUAUUAUAUAUGUGUAAUCGAUUUCAAUCAAUAUUUGGACACCAAUCAACUGAUAGUGUAUUGAAAAUAUAAUAAAAUUUGUUUCAAUUUGAAACGUAAAAGAUGGUGGACAUUCGUAUGUUUGUAUUAUGUUUGGCUUUAAAAGGGACAAUAGUGGCAGAUUGCUUAAGCAGCUAUAGCUAUGGUGGUCAUAACAAGUAUUGUUGUUCAUACAACGUAGGUGUGAUAGCAGGAAUAGUAAUUGGAUGUUUAUUUGGAUUGGCUGUCAUGAUAGCAUUGGUAGUGGCAUGCUGUGCGGCAGUGAAGAAGUCAGGUACUAGUGGUAGAGUUAUUCCAAGUGGUCAAAGUGUAGCAAUGGUCCAAACGUCACAGCAACAACAAGCAAUGUAUCCACCACCUCAGGGUAUGCAACCACAGUACGGAUAUCCACCGAGUGGUCAAUAUCCACCACCAGGAGGACAGUAUCCACAGGGAGGACAAAAUCCACAGGGUGGUCAAUAUCCACCUCCUCCACCAAGUUAUGCUGCUCAUCCACCGCCUUAUUGACAUUCCUCUUCAUAAACAAGUUGACAAAACUUUUUUUUAUUUUAAUACUUGAUACCAAUAAAGAUUUGAUUGUUUUUAUGCUAAUAAUUAAUAUUUAUUAUGUGUGCGUAUUCUAUGUUUUAUCAUUGUGCUGAUU
Molecule: messenger RNA, 814 nt
Organism: Mytilus trossulus (common blue mussel)
Lineage: Eukaryota; Metazoa; Mollusca; Bivalvia; Mytilida; Mytilidae
Product: rhodopsin-like
Exons: 4
Coding region: 235-678 (147 amino acids)
Source: RefSeq, a predicted model, not a curated record